This is a messenger RNA of Gasterosteus aculeatus aculeatus (three-spined stickleback), 1587 nucleotides long. RefSeq names its product kiaa0930. The record is from RefSeq and is a predicted model, not a curated record. NCBI's taxonomy places the organism in Eukaryota, Metazoa, Chordata, Actinopteri, Perciformes, Gasterosteidae.
GGACGCUUUUGUCGAUGUUCCAUGUUAAUUUCCUCUUUAACUCCGCCGACGGCGGGCGGGGACAUCGUCGCUCACAGAGGUGCGCUGGAUUGGUGACCUGCUUAGCACCGACGAGCCUCGUAUUGAUACCGGAAGUGUGAGGGGUGUGUCCAGCUGAUCCGCACAACGGGAACAGUCUCCCUCAGCAACAGCAACACCGGCGACCUGCGGAACCGGUACCGGGUACCGGGGUAGGAGGGUGUUCCGCGGUGUCAUGGUCCCGGCGCGACGAUGGCGUCCUUUCCCGGAUUUGCGCGAGGAGACGAGCGGAGACCCAGACGCGUCUCUGCAGCAGAUGCUGAAGGCCAUCGCCGACGAGAGGAGCCGUCUCACCGCGCGGCAGGAGGCCAGCGGACUCGGCGGCUUUAGGGACGACCGCAUCGUCUUCUGGACCUGGAUGUUCUCCACGUACUUCAUGGAGAAGUUCGCUCCUCAGCAGGACGACAUGUUGUUCUACGUCCGCAGGAAGCUCGCCUACGUCAGCGGCGACAGCAGUGAGGGCAAAAAGGUGGAGGUGGAGGUCUACAGGAGAGACUCCAAGAAGCUGCCCGGCCUCGGAGACCCCGACAUCGACUGGGAGGAGAGCGUCUACCUGAACCUCAUCCUGCAGAAGCUGGACUACGUGGUGACGUGUGCGGUCUGCACGCGCUCCGACGCCGGAGACAUCCACAUCCACAAGAAGAAGUGCCAGGAAGUGUUUGCGUCUCCCAGCAAACACGCCAUGGACAGCAAAGGGGAGGAGUCAAAGAUGAGCUACCCAAACAUCUUCUUCAUGAUCGACAACUUCGAGGAGGUGUUCAGCGACAUGACGGUUGGCGAGGGCGAGAUGGUGUGCGUGGAGCUGGUGGCCAGCGACAAGAGCAACACCUUCCAGGGGGUCAUCUUCCAGGGCUCCAUCCGCUACGAGGCCCUGAAGAAGGUCUACGACAACCGGGUUAGCGUAGCGGCUAAGAUGGCGCAGCGCAUGUCCUUCGGCUUCUACAAGUACAACAACAUGGAGUUUGUGCGAAUGAAGGGUCCGCAGGGCAAAGGUCACGCCGAGAUGGCCGUCAGCAGGGUGCCGACGGGCGACACCUCCCCCUGCGGCACCGAGGAGGACCAGGCGUCCCCCGUGCACGAGAGGGUGACGUCCUUCAGCACGCCGCCGACCCCGGAGAGGACACGCCCCUCCUUCUUCUCGCCCUCGCUGAGGCGCAAAGUGCCGCGCAACCAGGAGAUGAAGAAGUCCCACUCGGCCAACGACAGCGAGGAGUUCUUCAGGGAGGAGGAAGACGAAGACCUCCACGCCGCCUCUAACCUGCGCUCCCGCUCCCUGUCGGGCACCGGCCGCUCGCUGGUCGGCUCGUGGGCUCAAACUGAACCGGACGGAGGACUACUUCCUGCUGUACUCCCACCUGACCUACGUCACGCUGCCCGCUGCACCGGCAUCACCGCAGACAUCCUGGAGGUGAGGCAGAAGCCCAUCCUGAUGACGUAGCAGCGCUGACUCCACCGCAGCAUCACAACAAAGUGCCUCCUGCAGCCCCGCCCCCCCCCCCCCCCCCCACA